AUGGAACAACGCGGUCAUCUUCCUCAGCAGCAGCGUGGGCAGCAUCGGCAGACCUACCGCGGCACAUGUGCAGCAGGCAUGCAUCUUCUCGCAUCGGCCGUCUUCGCUGCAAUGGCUCUCUCCCACGUCGCGGGCUCAGAGGUCGGCGCGACUGGUGCCAGGGGUGACCGAAUGCUAGCCUUUCACGCCUUUUCGUCUCUCCGUGGGGGGGGGUUCAGCUGGGGUUCGCCUGAGCAGCAGCAGCAGCCGCAGCGCCAGCAGCAACGGCAGCCCUCCGCUAGGCGGGGAGCCUCCGGCAUGUUCGGCGCAUCUUGGGGCGGCGGAUCGCCGGACAACAACAACGGUGACAAGAACGGCGACAAGAACGGCGAUAAGAACGGCGACAAGCGGCCAAGAAUCGAAACCCGCGGGCCGCCCGACCUAAACACGCGGCUGCCCCCCACUGCCCCGGGCAGCGACGACGGUAACGGCGGUGGCGGCGGCGGCUUCUUCAGCGCCAUUGGCGGCGGCGGCGGCGAGGGCGGAUCGUCGAGAGAGAGGGUUAAGACCGUGGGGCCCCCAGAUGCAGGUGGGGGGGGUGGGAGGAGGGGGGGAAGGAGGGGAUUAUUCUCUGCCGGAUCGGCAGCACCCACGGCGCCCCCCAUGGAGCAGCAACAGGAGCAAGCGGGGGGCCGGUUCGGGGGAGGACGGCCCCAGCUUGGUUGGGGUGGGAGGGCCGGGGUGGGCAGAGACGACGGAGAGGGGGAGGGGCCAGUUCGAGGGUGGGGAGAAGGUGGCGGAUCCGCCUUGUCGGACAGGAAGAGGGGUCUGAUGGCCGUCCACUUCCUGGUCCUCUCGUGCUUCGGCCUCUUCUCCCUCAACACCCUGUUCGGCGUCGACCGCCUCUUCGGGCUAAGCCUUAACCACCAGCGGCCCCGGUGGUGGCAGUCCAUCACCUCCCUUCUCCUUCACGGCGACCAGCACCACCUGAUGGGGAACAUGUUCAACCUCAUCAUCUUCGGGAAGAUGGCGGAGGAGGACAUGGGCUCCGUCGGCAUGCUCAUGUCGUUCGUGGCGUGCGGCGUCGCUUCCAGCUUCGUGAGCCUGAUGAUCAUGCCUCAGACCGCCAGAAGCUGCGGGGCAAGCGGGGCGAUCUUCGGCCUCUACAGCGUCUGCGUGUUGGGCAAGAUGUUCAACCUCGGGCGGCGUAGCUCCUCUGACGGCCGCCUUCGGAAGCUUAUCGAGGCGGCGGUGUUUGGCUGGUUCGUCGUCGACAGCGUGAUUUCGGAGAUGCGCAUGGUGGUAGCCGGAGGAGUGAAGGGGAUCGACCACGCGGCACACUUCGGGGGCGUUUUUGCAGGCGCGGUUCUGAUCCUCAUGUUCCGGAGAUCGUUCCGAGAACAGAGCAUCCGAGAGCAGAGGUUGCGAGGGAGGAACGCUUGACGCCCUUCGUUCAUGGGCUAGCCGCCAGUUCGUUCCGUCCGAUGUUCACCGACUCGUGCAGGGUGUAAACAGAGCAGCUCCGAUGUUUGCCCCUAACGGGCUGUAGUUUGUGACAUGCUACAGACGCCAGCGAAAGAGCGAUGGGCUGCUCGUCUUGGGUUCGGCUUUUGCGGGCGGCGACUCGAGCGAUUGUUUUCGAUCGAUCCGUUGCGGCGACAUUUAGCGCUUGUCUGGGGGACUGCGCCAAGCGGAGAAGUUUCCAAGAUUCUUGCGAGGGACAACUUCGGCCACAAUGUGGCUUGUCGGCAUGUUGUAUUUGCAGUGCUGAUCGCAAGUGUCCGUUCAGGAACAAGUUGUGCUCGUAGGGAUACUCCAAUCGCGUGUACCGGACGUUCGUUCUGACCGCAUGGUUUCAUGUGAUUGGUCAGGGUGCCGUGCGCUGACGCGCGGGUUCUGUGUAAGGGUGUGAUCCGUCGAUCGAUAAAUGCUGCUUCUUGGUCUUGCUGGACUUCUAACUGGUCAUUUUGUCGCGCGACAGUCAGGGGGGGAGUCAUGAUUUGCCGGAGACAGCCACGUCGUCGCCAUCGUUUCGUUUUGGUAUUUUUUGGUCGGUUUACAUGUGCUUCCAUUGGUAGGGAAUUCAAUUUGCGCCGGUGUCGAUCCAUUCGUCUGCGGUAUAUGUUUGUCAGGAGUGAUGUUGGUGUUCCCACCAUUCGCCUCGUGAAUGGAAUCCGUGUGUUUCGGUCAAACGACAAUGGCCAGCAGCAAGUGAGGACCUCGCGUUGAUUUGUACGAGUGCCAUAGUUUUCUCUUCCUAAGUUUUCUAGCGGGAGAUAAAAACGUGCCUGCCGCGAGAGAUGCUCUUGAUCUCUUUGUCGUGCAGCAGCAGUGGAAACACUGGGUAGCCAACGUAAUGCGCGCUUGAGACCGAGCCCCUUAAGCCCGAAACUCUAGCAGUGGAAGUGGUCGGGUAGUAGAAGGAGAUGUGCGCUUGAGACCGAGCUUCUACAAGCCUGAUAUCUUUUGUCUUUCCAGGCGUCUACAAGUUUCUUUAGGCGCGAGGUUGGAAUGCUGUCUAACGCUUCGCGCACAAUUCGGCGCAUACUCUAGCGACGGCAUCAGCAGGUACUCACCCGCGCGCUUGUAGCACCAGCCGGUGUCUGGUGCGUUAUGUUUGUAGAUGUCCUUGUACCAAAAGAUACAGCAGUAGGUUUUGCUUUGGUUUUGUGUUGGUGUUGCAGAAUAAAAUACUGCUACGUAGGCGUGCUGUAGCAUCGGUAGGCGGGGUGUAAUUUUCUGCUAACGAUCUCGUCCUGUCAUUUUCCUCCUUCGCGCCAUGUAUAUGUAGGGGUUAGGAACGCUAGGCUAGCUGGGGUAUCCAAGCGCUCCUGUGGUGGUUAGCAAGUUGUAAAAG
This is a messenger RNA of Ectocarpus siliculosus, 2836 nucleotides long. The record is from the annotation of a GenBank genome assembly. Lineage: Eukaryota; Phaeophyceae; Ectocarpales; Ectocarpaceae.